This is a messenger RNA of Panicum virgatum (switchgrass), 908 nucleotides long. RefSeq lists its product as uncharacterized. The coding region runs from base 315 to 779 and encodes 154 amino acids. The transcript is spliced from 2 exons. The record is from RefSeq and is a predicted model, not a curated record. Lineage: Eukaryota; Viridiplantae; Streptophyta; Magnoliopsida; Poales; Poaceae.
CAAAAAUAGGAUCAAAACUGGAUCCAACGGACUCUCUUUUUCCAUCCCCUUGCUUUCUCGCUCGCAAAAGCCUCCCCUCCGCUCGGCUUUUUCCCCAAUCCAUCCCCGAUCCGGCGCAACUCACCAUUCGUCUGGUCCCACCCUCCCUCGCUGCCGCAGCGCUUCUCCUCUUCCUCCCUUCCUCCUCGCCCCGCCCCGCAGCCUGGUGGUCGCGCCCGCCGCCGGCUCGCCCACUGUGGAGGCUGCAACCCGACGGCCGCGCCUCACGGCGACUCUUCCGUGGCCCCGCCAGUGUCGCCUCGCACCGUGGCCCGAUGGCCACGCCCCGUGCCAUCUCAUCCAUGGCGGAGGCAGUGCCCGGCGGUCGCCACCGCACAAGCGACCGCGGCCGGCAUCGCUUGCGCCGAGGCCCGGUGGGCAGGCUUGUCCGCGGCGCCUACUCGUCCAAGGCGGAGGUCGCGUCCGAGCUUCGGUUCAUUUGCGCCGGCCGGCGGCAGGACGGCGAGCAGGGUGGUGAAGGCAAGCGACGGCGGUGGGGACGGCGAGCAGGCGGGGAAGGCGAGUGGCGGCGGGUGGACCAACGAGCGAUGGCAGUGACGGCUGGUGGACCAGCGAGCGAUGGCGAGCAGGCGGGGAAGGUGAGCGACAGUGAGCAGGCGGAGGCUGGCGCCGCGAGCGGGAGUCCGCGGGCUGUGCAGGAGCUGGCGGCCCGGCAGCUCGGGUCACCAACGGUGGCCGGCUCUGCUGUCUCUUGGCCACGUCGUUGGAGAAGGCCAUAGGAAGUUGCAGUGCAGGUAGCUAGAUCUGGAUGCCAUGAACACAGGUAAUUUAUUAUACAAUUUCUAUUUAUAUUGUUUGAUUAUCUGCCCUGAUCCAAUAUACACAAGCACGAGCUUCUUUAAUUUUUC